Solanum stenotomum is the source of this 723-nucleotide messenger RNA. RefSeq lists its product as uncharacterized. Lineage: Eukaryota; Viridiplantae; Streptophyta; Magnoliopsida; Solanales; Solanaceae. The transcript has 5 exons. Bases 1 to 723 code for a protein of 240 amino acids. Gene Ontology annotation, molecular function: nucleic acid binding. The record is from RefSeq and is a predicted model, not a curated record.
AUGGCUGGAUACUACAGACGAUUUGUGGAGGGUUUCUCAAAGAUAGCCGCUCCAUUGACACGUUUAACUCAGAAAUGUGUGAAUGGCAAAGUGGUGGCAUAUGCUUCCUGGCAACUAAAGAUUCGUGAGAAGAAUUAUUUGACGCAUGACCUAAAAUUGGACGCAAUCAUAUUUGCACUAAAAAUUUGGCGUCACUAUCUUUAUGGUGAGGUGAAUAUGGUGGCAGAUGCUUUGAGUAGAAAGUCUAUGGGUAGCUUGGCCUAUAUUGUGGAUGAAAGGAGACCUAUGGCUAUGAAUAUUCAAGGUUUAUCCAAUCAGGGAGUUCGAAUUGACCAUAAGUUGCCUGGAAGGUUGAUUGCAGGUAAUGUGAAACAACUAAUAUUGGAGGAGGCUCAUAGCUCGCGAAAAUCCAUCCACCCAGGCGCUAUGAAGAUGUAUCAAAACUUGCGUGAAUUGUACUGGUGGAAAGGUGAAGUAAUGCAAAACUUGAUUAUCCCAGAGUGGAAGUGGGAGAGAAUUACUAUGGAUUUUGUCAUUGAGUUACCGAAUACUUUCAAGAAACACGACUCAGUUUGGGUGAUUGUGGACAGACUCACAAAAUCUGCCCAUUUCAUACCAGUUCGGGUUACUCAUACUGCGAAGCAGUUAGGAGAUAUUUACCUUCGAGAGAUAGUUCGGAUUCAUAGGGUGCAUAUUUCAAUAAUAACAGAUCGAGGUGCAUAA